AUGGCUCCCGCUCCAAUACUUGAUGUUCAUCCGCCCAAUGGGCCGAACCCAGAAGCCCCCGAGGGUCAGGGUCAGGAGAAAUCGCAGAAAGCAAUGACUAAGCAGGAGCGGCGAGAGCUUCAGGAGAAGCAGCGCGCCGCGAAGGCAGCGAAGGCCACCGCGAACGGUGCAGCCGGGAAGCAAGGCGGCAAGCCUCCUGGGCUCGCCCCUACCGCGAGUGCGGCCCCCGUUGCGGGCAAGAAGGCGGGGCGGAGCUCGGACGCGGGCCUCAAGCCGCCAAACACCCCAACGGUGAAGGGCGCGGAGAAGGCGAAGGCGGCGCAGGCGUCGGCAGCGGACCAAGGAGCGCGCAACCAGGCGAGGGGGCUCCUCAUCUUUUCACACUUCGGCCUGCCCAAACCUGUGAGCGCCGCGAAGGGUGACAUCCACCCUGCGAUCGCGCGCACGGCGCUGCAAUUUUCCUCGUUCAAGAUUGUGGGAGCGAAUGCGCGGUGUAUUGCGACCUUGACGGCGUUCAAGACGGUCAUACAAGAUUAUGUCACUCCUCCAAACAACACGCUUUCUCGACACCUCAUGACUUUCCUCUCUCCUCAAAUCAGCCAUCUCGUGGCCGCUCGACCCAUGUCUGUUACUAUGGGCAAUGCAAUCCGUCAGGUCAAACUGGACAUUAGCGGAUCGGACAUCGACUUGCCCGAGCAAGAUGCUAAGAAGGCGUUAUACCAGAAAAUCGAUACCUAUAUGCACGAGCGCAUAAUCAUCGCAGACCAAGUCAUUCAGGAGACUGCGGGGAGCAAGAUUAAGGACGGUGAUGUUGUCCUCACAUACGCUAGGUCAUCGGUGGUUGAGAAAGUCCUGCUUGAGGCCCACUCAUGCGGCCGCAACUUUUCUGUCAUCGUUGUCGAUUCAAGACCCAUGUUGGAAGGCAAGCGAUUACUGGCUGUUCUCUCUGAGGCGGGCAUCCCGUGCACAUAUCUCCUCCUUCCGGCAUUGGGAUCGGUCAUCAACGAGGUGUCGACCGUCUUCGUUGGCGCGCAUUCAAUACACUCCAACGGCGCUGUGUACUCGCGUGCAGGCACAGCGUUGGUGGCCAUGAUGGCGAAACGGCACUCCGUUCCGGUGGUUGUGUGUUGUGAGACGUACAAGUUCUCAGAGAGUGUUCAGCUGGACAGCUUCACAAAGAACGAACUUGCUCCUCUUGGUGACCUAUUCUCGUCAUUUCCAAACACGAAACCGCGAGAAUCGCUCACACUGGAAAACAAGCCUAAUCUCGAGAUCCUGAACCCGCUUUACGACCUCACUCCACCAACGUGCAUUACUGCGGUCGUCACCGAGGUCGGGGUCAUUCCACCCAACUCGAUCAGCUCAAUACCCGUCGCGCUGGGCCGUCUUCUUUGA
Molecule: messenger RNA, 1395 nt
Organism: Epithele typhae
Lineage: Eukaryota; Fungi; Basidiomycota; Agaricomycetes; Polyporales; Epitheliaceae
Product: eukaryotic translation initiation factor 2B delta subunit
Exons: 7
Coding region: 1-1395 (464 amino acids)
Source: RefSeq, a predicted model, not a curated record